CGCGCCUCAAGGCCGCUUUCACUGAGCUGCGCGGCUGAGACUCCUGGCGCCAAGCGGCAGCGCGCCACGGCAACGUCCGACGUGAUGGCGUAACGAAGUCGGCAGCCAAUGAAACGAGGUGCUGAAAAAGCUGGCUUGGGUUUGAAUCUUGUGGCUGAGUUUGAAUCGUGGAGAGGCGGACGUCGUAGUGAAGUGUCGUGGUAAUCUUUGCUGGACCUGAGAGGAAUAUUCAGGCAUUCAUUUAAACAGGGGAAGCAAGAUAAUCAACAAUGUCUGUUACUGAGGAAGACCUGUGUCACCAUAUGAAAGUAGUUGUUCGUGUGCGUCCGGAAAACACAAAAGAAAAGGCAGCUGGAUUCCAUAAAGUGGUCCAUGUUGUGGAUAAGCAUAUCCUAGUUUUUGAUCCCAAACAAGAAGAAAUUAGUUUUUUCCAUGGAAAGAAAACUGCAAAUCGAGAUAUUACAAAGAGACAAAAUAAGGAUCUCAAAUUUGUAUUUGAUGCAGUUUUUGAUGAAACUUCAACUCAAUUGGAAGUUUUUGAACAUACUACUAAGCCAAUUCUUCGUAGUUUUUUGAACGGAUAUAAUUGCACAGUACUUGCAUAUGGUGCCACUGGAGCUGGGAAGACCCACACGAUGCUAGGAUCAGCUGCUGAACCUGGAGUAAUGUAUCUAACAAUGUUAGACCUUUAUAAAUCCAUGGAUGAGAUUAAAGAAGAGAAAGUAUGUAGUACUGCAGUUUCUUAUCUGGAGGUAUAUAAUGAACAGAUUCGUGACCUCUUAGUAAAUUCAGGGCCACUUGCUGUUCGGGAAGAUGCCCAAAAAGGGGUAGUCGUUCAGGGAUUGACUUUACAUCAGCCCAAAUCCUCAGAGGAGAUUUUACAGUUAUUGGAUAGUGGAAACAAAAACAGGACACAGCAUCCCACUGAUAUGAAUGCCACAUCUUCUCGUUCUCAUGCUGUUUUCCAGAUUUAUUUGCGACAACAAGACAAAACAGCAAGUAUCAGUCAAAAUGUACGAAUUGCCAAGAUGUCACUCAUUGACCUGGCAGGGUCUGAGAGAGCCAGUACUACCAGUGCUAAAGGAACCCGGUUUAUUGAAGGCACAAAUAUUAAUCGAUCACUCUUAGCUCUUGGGAAUGUUAUCAAUGCCUUAGCAGAUACAAAGAGAAAGAACCCGCAUAUUCCUUACAGAAAUAGUAAGCUCACUCGCUUGUUAAAGGAUUCUCUUGGAGGAAACUGUCAAACUAUAAUGAUAGCUGCUGUUAGUCCUUCCUCUGUGUUCUACGAUGACACGUAUAACACUCUUAAGUAUGCUAACCGUGCAAAGGACAUUAAAUCUUCUUUGAAGAGCAAUGUUCUUAACCUCGACAAUCAUAUAACUCAGUAUGUAAAGAUCUGUAAUGAGCAGAAGGAAGAGAUAUUAAUGUUAAAAGAAAAAUUAAAAGCCUAUGAAGAACAGAAAGCCCUUACUGAGGAAAAUAACAAAGCAAAAUUAAUGAUUUCAAACCCUCAGGAAAAAGAAAUUGAAAGAUUUCAAGAAAUUCUGAACUGCUUGUUCCAGAAUCGAGAAGAAAUUAGGCAAGAAUAUCUGAAGUUGGAAAUGUUACUAAAAGAAAAUGAACUUAAAUCAUUCUAUCAACAACAAUGCCACAAGCAAAUUGAAAUGAUGUGUUCUGAAGACAAAGUAGAAAAGGCCACUUGCAAACGAGAUCAUAGACUUGCAAUGUUGAAAACUCGUCGCUGCUACCUAGAGAAGAAAAGAGAGGAGGAAUUAAAGCAAUUUGAUGAGAAUACUAAUUGGCUUCAUCGUGUAAAGACUGAAAUGGAACUCUUAGGUCAAAAUGGUCAUAUUCCAAAGGAACUCAAUAAAGAUCUUCAUUGUCACCAUUUGCACCUCCAGAAUACAGAUUUGAAAGCACAAAUUAAACAUAUGAUGGAUCUAGCUUGUCUUCAAGAACAACAACACAGGCAAACUGAGGCAGUAUUGAAUGCUUUACUUCCAGCCCUAAGAAAACAAUAUUGUGCAUUAAAAGAAGCUGGCCUUUCAAAUGCUGCUUUUGAGUCUGACUUCAAAGAAAUUGAACAUUUGGUAGAGAGGAAAAAAGUGGUGGUUUGGGCUGACCAAACUACUGAACAUACUAUAAAGCAACAUGACCUACCAGAGGUUUCUGUUCUUAUGACCUUUCCACAACUUGGACCACCAGUUCAAUCUGCUCCUUGUUGCACAUCUUCAGGUGAAUCUAAUCUACUUAAAAUUCCUCCACAAAAAAGAACCCGAAGAAAACUAAUGCCUUCUCCUUUGAAAGCAAAACAUCCCCAAAAGUCUGCACUGUCUGAAAGUUUGCAGCUCAAUGAUUCUCUCAGCAAAGAACUUCAACCUAUUGUGUAUACACCAGAAGACUGUAGAAAAACAUCUCAAAAUUCAUCUCUAGUGACGUUAUUAAAACCAUCAUCACAUACUACAGGUUUUCAGACCAUCAGCUCAAACGUAAACAGUGAUAAUUCUCUGAAAAUGUUAUGUGAAGUAGAUAUUCCUCUCAGCAGGAGAAAAGAAUAUGGACAGGAAGAUUUGGACUCUACGUUUACUAUAUGUGAAGACAUCAGGAGCUUGAAGAGUAAAUUACCUGAACAAGAAUCACUAUCAAACAAUAACAUUUUACAAGGGCUUGCCUCUUCUUCAUUCUCAACUAAACAUCCUCUGCCUAUACCAAGCAUAGUACCAUCCUACAUGGCAAUGACUGCUGCUGCCAAAAGGAAACGGAAGUUAACAAGUUCUGCAUCAAAUACUUCAUUAACUGCUGAGGUAAAUUCUGGAUUUGCCAAACGUGUUCGACAAGAUAAUGCAAGUGAAAAGGACUUACAAGAAAACAGACCAACAGUGGACUAUAAAAGAAACAUCCAUAAAGUAAAGCCAAACAUGGUUAGAAAAUUUGGAAGAAGUAUUUCAAAAGGAAGUCUAAGAUAAGUCACUUCAAAAUCAAGGAAAAUGGAAUUGACAAGUCUCCUUUUGAAAGGGUUUGUUGCCAGUGCCCUUUCAGAAACUUAUUUAAAACCUUUGAAAGAAGACCAUCUUAAAACUAGGUUUACCCAAAUACCUUCAGCAAGCAGAAAAUAAAAUUCUCUGUUUUGUUCUUUUGUAUUCUAAGCAAAUAUUAAAUUUCAACAGAAAAGGUUAUGUUUUAAUAAAGUUACUAAAAUAUUUGUUACCCUUUAUAAUCCCUAAGUAGGCAUAGUGGCACGUCAGUUUUACUAUGCUACAACAAGUUGAUUAGGACAUUUUAGAAAAUAGUGAAUUAAAUUAUCCUUAGUUUUUUUUAAACAAGGAGAAUUUAGAAGUGAUAAAAUUAUGGCCCAGGAUGUAUUUGGUCGUAUAUUAUUUUAAUCAUAUAUAGGACUUUCCUUUCCAAAAAUACUUUGAUGUACAGAUGUACAUAUAUGUGCCCAUAAAGUUGUAAAGAUUAUUUAAGUAGUCUUCAUGAAUAAAAUACUAAUAUUGUUCCUUGCUACUCAGUAUAUUAAAGAUACAGAUUUUACAGUGUUUGCUUUUCUGUCUUGUUAGUACCCCUUACACACUUUCAACUAUUUUAUAUAAAAUGUGAAUUUUGUAGAUUUGUAUUUCAGAUUAGAUCAGGAUAUAUGGCACUAGAACCAAGUCUGAAAAUGAUCCAUAUAUUCCUAAUGAUAGUGAGACAGUUUUAAUCAUUCCUUCUCCUAUAGGAAGUAUAGUACACAGAGCUGCAACGAAAUCAUAUUGUUCACCUGCCUUGUUUGACCUGUUCAUCUUCUGAAUGCAACAAAUACUUGAUUAAACACACUUUUAAUUUUAUGUGGCCUGGGAACUGUUCCACCAAAGCAAACAACCACUUAACAACCAGUUGAAACAUUUUAGGUCUUUUAGUUUAGUCAUGUCUUUCAACUUAAAAUCUGGUUGAGAGAGUAUGAGAUGCAGUAAUGAUCUUUGAAGUUCCUUCCAACUCUGACUUUGGUAGUUCCAUGUUUAUAGAUGUGCACACAGAGUCUGUCAUAGGAAGAACCACCAUACACAAUUUCCUUGGGGUCCCUUUGUCAUUAAGACUUUAGCUCUGUUGCCUGUUUUUUUUUUCUUUUUUUUAAUUUAAAUUCAAUUAAUUAACAUGUAUUAUUUUUUUCAUGUGAUUCAUCAGUCUUACAUAAUACCCAGUGUUCAUUUCAACACAUACCCUCCACAAUGUCCAUCACCCAGUUACCUCAUCCUCCCCACCCACCUCCCCUCCAGCAACCCUCAGUUUGUGGAAUUUAAGAAACAAGGCAGAGGAUCAUAGGGGAAGAGAGGAGAAAAUGAAACAAGACGAAACCAGAGAAGGAGACAAGCCCUAAGAGACUCUUGAUCUUAGGAAACAAGCUGUGUUGCCUGUUUAACGUCACUUUUGCCUGUUUUUCCUUUCCAUCUGUUUUAGGAAAUUAUGUGUUUCAAAAGAUACUCUUUUACCAGGUACUGAUGAAUUAGGUUAACAGGAUUCGGUGACCAUACCUCAUGGUCUACUUCAUACCAUAAGAUAUGAGCGAUUUUUUUUUCCCCCUUCUCCCACCCCUCUCCCCUGUCAACCAGCAGUUGUUCUCUGUAUUUAUGGGUCUGUUUCUGCUUUGUUUGUUUGUUCACUUAUUUUGUUUUUAAGAUUCCACAUACAAGUGAAAUCAUAUGGUAUUCAUUUUUCUUUGUCUGACUUACUGCACUUACCGUAAUACCCUCAAGGUCCAUCCAUGUUGAGAUGGCAAGAUCUCAUUUUUUAUGGCUGAGUAUGAGAGUGAUUUUCUUACAUGCCAUUUUUAUAAGCUAGGCAUUUUGCCCUCCAUAAUAAUAAUGCAUUUGCAAUGCAACCAUGUUAAGGAAAAAGGGGGAAGAAAUCAUAAUGAAUCUGAAGAAAGAAAACUGUUGAAUAUAUGAUUAAAGAGAAAAUAUAUGCAUUUAAACUAGAACAAUGCUAUUCAAUAAGUUACCAUAAAACAAUUUUUAAGUGAACUUUAUUCAUGUAAAAAGUAGACUAAUCAUAAAUAUAUAGCUCAGUGAAUUUUCACAAAAUGAACACAUCCAUGUAAACAGUAAUCAAGGAAGAGAAAAUCAUCUGUAUCCCAGAAGCCUCCCUUGUGUCCCACUCCCACUUCCCUCUCAGGGUAACCCUAUUCUAACACCAUAGAUGGAUUUUUUUUUUAAUUAUGCUAUGUUAGUAACCACACAUUAUAUUACCUCAUUAGUUUUUGAUGUAGUGUUCCAUGAUUCAUUGUUUGCAUAUAACACCCAGUGCUCCAUGCAGAAUGUGCCCUCUUUACUACCAUCACCAGGCUAACCCAUCCCCCCAACCCCUCCCCUCUAGAACCCUCAGUUUGUUUCUCAGAGUCCAUAGCACCAUAGAUUGAUUUAAACUAAAAUAGUUGAUAUAUAUUUUUAUUAAAAAAUAUCUUGUUUGAAAAAGUGACAAGAGCUAUAAACGGUAAAAAUGUGCUCCCUCCUUAUUCUCUACCAGUAUCAUUCCAGUUGUAACCACUGCUGAUAAUUUAGGUAUCCUGACAGGUCAUUUAUUUUACUGAUAUACAAACUUGUAUACUUGGUUUUUUACAAAAAUUGUAUCAUACUAUUUAUACUGUCUUGCAAUUGGCUGUUUUAUUCACAUUUGAAAGCAUCAUGGGCAUCUUUGUAAAAUUUUUAAGUGUGAAUUUCCUAAGUACUGCUAUUGUAAAUUGAUUGCUCUUAGUAACAACUGAACUAAUAAAUUUUAUGUGUCAAAUUACAUCACAGAUCAGAGAGGAACCUCAAGGAUGCUCCGUGUCUUUUCACUAACUCUGAACACCAUUUCUGAGAAUAGGUUGGAGCAUUCAGUAUUUGUAUAUCGUAGUGUCCAGAGUAUAGUCCACACAACAUGACUCACCUGGGAUAUUCUGCCAAAACAGGGCAUCAGGUCAAAGAAAGCCUAAUUGUAAUAUCUCUUUAAUCAAUGUUCUAGAUUAAUAAUUACUAUAAAGUUAACAGGAUUAAAGAAUAGAGGUAUAUGGUAGGGAUUUAAACUCAAAAGAGUUAUUGACUAGUUUGAAAUAAUCUCUUUUGACACAAUGCUAACUCCACUAAUCUUUUUCAUUCGUUUUUAUGAAAUUAAGACCUUAUUAAAACAAAUUUUAGUUUUUAUAAAGUAAUAUUUUUAAAAGGAAGUUUAUAAAAAAAAAUAAAAAAUAAAAGGAAGUUUAUGGGGCGCCUGGGUGGCUCAGUCGUUAAGCGUCUGCCUUCGGCUCAGGUCAUGAUCCCAGAGUCCUGGGAUCGAGCCCCACAUCGGGCUCCCCGCACCACGGGAAGCCUGCUUCUCCCUCUCCCACUCCCCCUGCUCGUGUUCCCCUGAUCUCUCAGUGGUGGUGGAGCAAAUUCAUGUUUUCAAAACAGUUAAAGCAGAACUAUACAU
This is a messenger RNA of Mirounga angustirostris (Northern elephant seal), 6426 nucleotides long. It is a transcript of the gene KIF18A, whose product is annotated as kinesin family member 18A. The record is from RefSeq and is a predicted model, not a curated record. Gene Ontology annotation, molecular function: microtubule binding; microtubule motor activity; ATP binding. The transcript is spliced from 17 exons. The coding region runs from base 270 to 2966 and encodes 898 amino acids. Lineage: Eukaryota; Metazoa; Chordata; Mammalia; Carnivora; Phocidae. Gene Ontology annotation, biological process: microtubule-based movement.